AUGUUCGAUGGAGAUGUCCGCACUUUGAAAGUGGCAGUAGUGGGUGCUGGUGGAGGGAUUGGCCAACCACUAUCGCUCCUAAUCCGUCGUAUUCGUGGAAUCGAUGAACUGGCUCUCCAUGAUCUCUCCGAAAUGAAGGGAAUUGCUGCGGAUCUUUCGCAUGUCAGUCAAAAAGGAAAUGUAACUGGUUUUACGGGUGACGUCGAACUUGAGCCGGUGGUUAGAGGAGCGGAUUUGGUGGUUGUGGCCGCCGGAAUGCCGCGUCUUCCAGGAAUGCAGCGGGACCAACUGAUGGCCGCCAAUGGCGGUGUGGCUGUAAGAGUGGCCACUGCUGUGAGUAACGCCUGUCCAGGAGCCCUCUUGGCCUUCAUCACCAAUCCGGUCAAUAUGAUUGUGCCAACGGCAGCGGAGGUCCUUAAAGCCCAUGGCGUCUAUGACCCACGACGACUUUUUGGCAUAACUACUUUGGAUGUGGUGCGCUCGAAAAAGUUCAUUGGUGACUCCAUGAACAUAUCUCCGAAUGACGUUCAUAUUCCCGUGAUUGGUGGUCAUGCCGGGAUCACAAUUUUGCCACUUCUCACGCAAUGUCAACCAAAGUUUAAAAGAGGUCUAGAAGAAACCAAGCAACUAACCCAUCGCAUUCAGGAGGCCGGAACAGAGGUGGUAAAUGCCAAGGCUGGUAAGGGUUCGGCCACUCUGUCGAUGGCAUUUGCUGGCGCACAUUUUGUGGACUCCCUGCUUCGUGGAAUUGGUGGUCAGGAGGGCGUCAUCGAGUGCGUCUUUGUCGCCUCGGAUUUAACGGAGGCCCCCUUCUUUGCCAGUCCCCUGGAAUUGGGUAAAUAUGGGGUCAAGCGAUAUCUACCCCUUCCCCAAAUGAGUGACUCUGAAAGGGAGUCGUUGGAUAAGCUACUUCCCGUUCUACAACAGAAUGCCAAUGAGGGGAUCGAAUUUGCUAGAAAGUCCUUGAAGGAAUUAGAGAAGGCUGCACCGGCAGCUUUGCCAUAAUGUCGAAAAAUUUGUGCAAAAUACAUAAUAGUUAAUAA
Messenger RNA from Drosophila gunungcola (fruit fly), 1043 nucleotides. RefSeq lists its product as uncharacterized. The transcript has 2 exons. The record is from RefSeq and is a predicted model, not a curated record. Gene Ontology annotation, molecular function: L-malate dehydrogenase (NAD+) activity. Lineage: Eukaryota; Metazoa; Arthropoda; Insecta; Diptera; Drosophilidae. Gene Ontology annotation, cellular component: cytoplasm; mitochondrion. Gene Ontology annotation, biological process: tricarboxylic acid cycle; malate metabolic process. The coding region runs from base 1 to 1005 and encodes 334 amino acids.